This is a messenger RNA of Verticillium alfalfae VaMs.102, 123 nucleotides long. RefSeq lists its product as hypothetical. Lineage: Eukaryota; Fungi; Ascomycota; Sordariomycetes; Glomerellales; Plectosphaerellaceae. The record is from RefSeq and is a predicted model, not a curated record. Bases 1 to 123 code for a protein of 40 amino acids. The transcript has a single exon.
AUGGUGCGUAUCGCCGUCAGCAGCUCGGCACGAAACGAGCUGGUUGGGGUCGGCGGCGUCAUCGAAGGACCAGGAAUGGUGCCCGAGACGUUUUCAUUCACCCACGGCAUGAGGACCGAUUAG